Messenger RNA from Etheostoma spectabile (orangethroat darter), 873 nucleotides. Its product is annotated as ATP synthase F(0) complex subunit C3, mitochondrial. Gene Ontology annotation, molecular function: proton transmembrane transporter activity. The transcript is spliced from 5 exons. The record is from RefSeq and is a predicted model, not a curated record. Gene Ontology annotation, biological process: proton transmembrane transport; proton motive force-driven ATP synthesis. Lineage: Eukaryota; Metazoa; Chordata; Actinopteri; Perciformes; Percidae. Bases 181 to 606 code for a protein of 141 amino acids.
GCUCCUCGCAUCAGGAAACCGGAAAUCAACCCUCUAACAUGAUGAAGCGCAUGCGCAUGGUUCUCGUGUCUUCGACCUCUACUACAAACCGGUGAGUGCUAACCUCCCCUGUCACGACCUGUAUACUGAAUCAACGCCAGCUAGCUCCUUUGGUUGACCUGACCACUUCGUCCCAUCGUGAUGUACGCCUGUGCUAAGUUCGUCUCCACGCCCUCUUUGGUCCGUGCUGGAUCUCGGGCACUGUACAGACCACUCUCAGCAGCAGUAGUCUCAGAUGCUAGGAAAGCAGAGACUGCUUCACUCCUGGCACCUCAAAGCAUUGUAGCCUCCCAGCAGCAGGUGGCUCUGCGGGGGUUCCAGACUAGUGCUGUGAGCCGGGACAUCGACACUGCUGCAAAGUUCAUUGGAGCAGGAGCUGCCACUGUGGGAGUGGCUGGAUCUGGAGCUGGAAUUGGAACAGUGUUCGGUAGUCUUAUUAUCGGAUAUGCCAGGAACCCCUCUCUGAAGCAGCAGCUGUUCUCUUAUGCCAUCUUGGGCUUCGCUCUGUCUGAAGCUAUGGGUCUUUUCUGUCUGAUGGUUGCAUUCCUCAUUCUGUUUGCCAUGUAACUCCAUUAGGCAUUUGCGGUGGGAUACAGCAAUGGGAUACAUCACAAUUAUGAUGAGAAUUAGCUGUUUGAGAUGCCCUUGAAUGCGAUGUCAGCUUUAUUGUGUUGCCCAUUCCUGUUCAUUGGUGUUUAAGAUUGUGAACCCACUAAUGUAAGAAACUCUGGCAAACCCAAUUCAUUUUAAAUGAUGGUUUUGCCAUUAUAUUGUAUAUUUAAUCAAAUGUUUUUGUUAAAAAUACAACCAACAGAAGUAAAAUGUUUAAUUCAU